CCAGUCCUCCCGCACCAACGCCAUUCCCGCCAAACGCCCUCUCCCCCAGGCACCGCGACAAUUCUACUAACACAGCUUCGAAGCGCUAUGCGUAGUUAAAGUGCAUUUCUCUCCCCUUGCCUUGGACGUGUUUACACCGCCGCGACGCGCGUGUUUUGCAUCUACGACAACUACCACCCACACAUCCGCCAUGUCAGGACGCAGCAAGGCACCCGCCAUUGGGUCCGCCCCAUGGAUCCUCGAGGAGCGACACCAGGCCAACGACCUCGUGGCGCAAGAAUCCGAGGACUUUGGCUUCUCUGUCCGCAAUGAGCUGGAAUGGCUCAACGAGCACAUGAUGGACAUAUUCGCCAACAACGGGCAAAACAACCUCGACGUAUUCAAGACGCCCGGGAAGCUGCGCGGGAAGACGCCUCGCACCGCGCGCAAGAGGAUCGUGGCCGAGCCGCGCCAGCCACUCGCGAAUUUGCUUGAUGCAAACGCCCAACGUCUACCGAGCGCUGCCGAAGAGAGCCUGAUGGGCAACCUACAGAAGAACUCGACGAAGACACACUUCCAGAUUGCCCAAGACGCAGAAAAUGCCGCACGAACGCAGUCGCCCGCUGCGAAGACACCCAUAGCGCGACAGCUGUUUUCCAAGCCAUCGGACAACGGCAAGGAGAAUGUCGAUACCAGCUACCAUGACUAUGCCGUUGACGAGCGGCCCGCAGAAAACACCGGCGCACUGUGGAGCCCUGUACAACUGACCCAAGACACAGUCAUGACUUCGGAAGCAGACGACGUCUUCUCUCCUCCAGCGACCCAAUCCACACAACCCACGCAGGCGGGUCAUUCCUUCCGGCAUUCCAUUCACGACGAUGAUGAGGAUGAUGAUGAGAAAGACGAACGAGACGAGAAAGAUGAGCGACAUGACACUGGCGAUUCUUUCGUCUCGGCAAACGAGGGAUAUGCGAAGAAGCACCAGGACGAUGUCAUGGACGUUGAGAAUGACAAGGCAGACACAUCACGUUCUGACGCAGAGGGCACCGUCGUGCGUCACGACCUUAGUUCGGCCGACGAGGACGAGGAUGAGGAUGACGGCGGAGAGAUACAGAACGUGCCCGAGUUUCCGCAACCGUCUCGCGUCGUGUCCGAGCAAUACAGCAUUUCCGCAGAGACCCACGAGGCGCUUCACACAGCGAACCAACAAACCCAUCUACAAGAACCCCAGACCCUCUUUUCGCCGGCGCAGUCCACCACACCAGCUGGCCUUCCACCAACUUCUCCCAACGUUGUUCAACAUGACGAUACCCUUGUCCACCACGAUGAGGAAGAGCAGAUGGAUGUCGACGACAAUGUACGCUCGCCUUCGGACGACUCCGACUCUAGCUCCAGCCCUGUGAAGCCGCUCGUUAGGAAGAGUAGCCUCACGUUUGCGUCCCUACCUGCACGCGAGCCAAUCCUCGCAAAGAAGAGUAUGGGCAACCGCGUCUCGCGAACCAGCCAUGUCGAUCAACAUAGGGCUCGCAGCAGCCACAUGGGCAGGUUUACAGGAGGCAAGAGCCUGGGAGCGUCCCAGGCUGUACUCGCUGCUGAGGCGCACCAUGAUGAACUGGUGGACGAGGAAGAGGAAGAGCAACGUCCAGAACUCCAAAGAGAGGAAUCAGAAACAACAAAGAUCCACAACCACACAUCCACGCAACGUCUGUUCGACCGCAUCAACAUGCUCAAGCAACAAAACAAAGCACCCAAGCCAGUUAGUCAGCCCGCGGUUGCAUCACAGCCAUCUCAACCUCAGGACACCCCGUCGCAAACAUGGGAAAACCCAGCACCGACCCAGGUUUCACAACCAUCAUACCCCCAACUACCAGCGGCCGAACCAGAGAGCGCCGAUGACGAUGACGAUUGGAUAUCCGCACCUGCCCCCGGUCUCGCCAAACCACUCUUCAACAAGAGUUAUUCUGCAAGCACACAUCCGUUGCUUGCUGAAGCGGUCGCCAAGCUCACCUCUGCCUCCGAUCCUGAUCUGUCGACCGUUGCGGAAUCUACUACUCCAAUCGGCUCUCCAGUUGGGAAGAAGUACAUGGAUGGUCCCCUCAGCGCGUCAAAGGCCAAAUUCUACUCGGCACUUCGUGCAGCCAAGGAGAAGAUUAUCGGCUCAAGUGCCGCGAGCGCUCAAGUCAAGAUGGACGGUCUCCCGCAAAGUCCAGUGAGGCCCAAGUCGCAAGUACUGCUUUCAUCAGACGAAGUCUUUAGCAGCCCGAUGCGGAACGACAAGGCAAACUCCCUCUUCUCUCACAUGCGCUCUCCGUCCAAGGAUUCCAUCAAGUCUGCCAAGUCAUACAAGAUGCCUAGCAGCCCUUUGAAAGAAGAUAGCCGACGCACUCGUAGCUCGACUGAGCGCGAAAAGCGCAAGGAAAAGGAGACCAGAGAGAAGGAGGUCAAGGACGCCAAGCAGAAGCGUAGUGAAGACAAGUUGAGGGAAAUACGGGAGAAGGAGCAGUCCAAGGCCGCCGUUCAACAUCAGAAGAGCAAGGUGGCCAUGUCGAAAUUACAAUCCGCGAUGUCAUCGCAAACCAGCAUCCGACAGGGCGCAGCUACGCCAGUGAGCAAACCAGCAGUUGUGGCCGCGCCUCAACCACUUCCUCGACCCAUCCCCACUCGAACCGACACUGCUUCUACAUCGGACGAUGUUGACUCCGCUGAUGAAAUGCCGCCUCCACCACCACCAAAAAGCCUGUUACCAACUACCAAAACUACAAAAGCCUCCUUACGGGAACCCAGAAAGCUCGUCAAGCCCACAAGCAAGGACGCGUUACCGAAAGCAAAGGCACCACAAAAGAUCAUGGUCAACCUAAACAGCAGCAGAUACGGCCAGGCUCCUCCCCCAGCUCCACGACCUGCGUCGGCUGCAGCAAACAAAGCUCUUCCAGCAGCUCCUCAGGCUAUCUCCAAACCUACUGCCCCUGCUCCGAAACCCGCACCUUCACGACCAGCCUCAGCCUUGUCCAAAUCUACUGGACCAGGAUCCAGAACUGCUCAACCCGCUCCCAAGCCGGCGGCUCCCCGCGUUGUUCGACCACAGCCACAAGCUGUCGAAAAGCCAAAAGCUCCAGCACCACCUCGAGCAGAUCUUGGAAACGCCAGACCCGUCUCUAGAAUGCAGACAGUACAAGAUGCUAACCGCAUCAUUGUACCUCCUGUUAACCCCGCAAAGCCAGCCAAGCGACCAUUCCAGGGCGAGAACGACGAGACAAUACACCGUCCCGCCAAGCGACCGUCACAACAAGCGAAGAUGAACCCGAUCACGCCUGCGCACGCGCAGUUCGCAAAGGGCAAGAUCCCCUUCGCUGAGCCAGCCUACGCCCCACAACCACAACCUCUCCAACAACAGCAACAACAACCACCCCAAAUCCAAUACACCAACGGCGACGACAUCAAACUCCCCGAAAUCAUGACCGACUCGGAAGACGAAGACUCGGACAACGAGUUCGAGCAGCCCAGCUGGGUCAACACGCCCAACCUGCGCGAAAUGCUCUCGACGCAGCAGCUCAUGGACCCGGAGCAGAUCUUCGGCCCCAUCGCGCCCCUCAACAUGGAACAGGUCUUCCCCAAUAAGGAGCGCCACAAGCGCUUCCGCGAACGCACUAGUAGCGCUUACUGGGCAAACGACGAGCUGACCACCGAGGAGAAGCGCAAGGAGCGCGAGGCCAGGGAACGCCUUGUACGCGAGGGCGCGUGGACGUAUAAUCCCUCGCCGCGCCCGACUGGUAGACCGGGGCCGUCGCACUAGAUUGUGUUGGACACGAACGUGAAAUAUGGGAAUAUGAUGGCUGGUGUUGGCAUUAAUUAGAACUGGGCACUGGGUGUGUAAUGAAGCGGGCUGAUGCAUGAGCAAGAAUUUGGCAUACAAUACAUAUGACUGGAAGGGCCGCGGUGUUUUUGGGAGUUGAGUUGGUGUCUGAGCAUUAGUUUGUUACGCUACGAUGGAGUUUGUUGUGCAUUUUUUGGCGUUUUUUGGGGAACUAUCGACCGCCCCUCUGUGGCUGAGUUACUUGUUUUUUUGUAGAUCUUCUUUUCACUGCAUUGGAAUGAUAUUCUGU
Molecule: messenger RNA, 4082 nt
Organism: Dothidotthia symphoricarpi CBS 119687
Lineage: Eukaryota; Fungi; Ascomycota; Dothideomycetes; Pleosporales; Dothidotthiaceae
Exons: 3
Coding region: 191-3772 (1193 amino acids)
Source: RefSeq, a predicted model, not a curated record